Messenger RNA from Zasmidium cellare ATCC 36951, 1374 nucleotides. RefSeq lists its product as uncharacterized. The record is from RefSeq and is a predicted model, not a curated record. Bases 1 to 1374 code for a protein of 457 amino acids. Gene Ontology annotation, molecular function: hydrolase activity, acting on carbon-nitrogen (but not peptide) bonds. NCBI's taxonomy places the organism in Eukaryota, Fungi, Ascomycota, Dothideomycetes, Mycosphaerellales, Mycosphaerellaceae. The transcript is spliced from 2 exons.
AUGUGUUCAAUCCCAUUCAGACCCAUCGCCAACGCCGUAGACAACAAUGCCGAUGCGUCAAAGCGAAAGCUCGCCGUCAAAAUCGUCAUAGCCGAUCUGCUCAUCCCAGGCGAUGGCGAGCCUCAAAAGAAUGCUGCUCUCGUAUACCAAGGGAAACUCAUCCUCUGGACUGGUGGCCAGGCUGAUUUGCCCUCUCACUACCAUGAUCGAGUGGUGCAGCAGUUCCACGUCCCAUACUUGAUGCCCGGUCUGUGGGAUUGUCAUUCGCACUUCAUAGGCUCGGGGCCGCAGGACGAUGCGCUGCCUCCCUACCAGGUAUUCGUCUCCGUCCAUCCAGCGACUCAUGGCGCUCGCCUUGCGCGCGGUUGUUGGGAAGCGCUUCAACGGGGAUAUACAUCACUGCGUGAUCUUGGGGGAUUUGGUUGCGAGGUCGCCCAGGCCAUCUCCGACGGCACCAUCGUCGGACCAAACAUCUAUAGCUCGGGUGCGUGCAUCAGUCAGCUUGCUGGCCACGGGGAUGUCUUUGCUUUGCCAGCCGGCGACGCGCUUCUAAAUCUCGGUGUGGGUGAAACUCGUCCCGGUCACUAUGGCUCCAACAUUAGCUGCCUCGUUGACGGGCUUGAUGAGUGCCGGCGCGCUGUGCGACUUCAGAUCCGUCGCGGGGCCAAGUGUAUCAAGGUCCUGGCGUCCGGGGGCAUCAUGUCCGCAGACGACAAUCCGCUCUACGCACAAUUCAGCCCCGAGGAGUUGGAUGUGAUCGUGGCCGAGGCCACACAUAUGGGGCGCAGUGUGGCCGCUCACGCUCACGGCAAGCCAGGCAUCUUGGCUGCUGUCCGAGCGGGCGUAACGACCGUCGAGCACAACUCGUUCGCAGACCAGGAAUGCAUCGACUUGAUGAAGGAGAAAGGCAACAUCUACGUGGCCACGGCAUCGGCGCUGACUGCCCUCCGAGACUCGAACGGCAAAGGCUUACCUGAGUACGUCUGGGAAAAGGCCCAAUUGGCACUGAAGAGCCACUGGCAUGCGUACGAGCUAGCGGUCAAGAGCGGUCUAACUAUCGCCCUUGGUGUAGAUACAGCACCCGGAUAUCCCAUGGCCCAUGAGAUUGAACUGGCCGUCAAAGCAGGCAUGUCUCAUCUUGAAGCUCUGAAAGCUGCAACGGCUCACGGACCUUUGACUGUUCAGGGUCAGGUGCCAUUGACCGGUCAAUUGAAAGAAGGAUAUGAAGCCGACUUCAUUGGCGUCACUGAGAACCCCGUUGAAGACGUCCGCGUCCUGCAGGAUCGGAACAAUAUAAGAUGGGUCUGGAAGGGCGGUCGGUUGUACAAAGGCCCCAGAGUUGGGCCUUGGGGCGAGGGUGACGGCGGUCUCUAG